Colletotrichum navitas is the source of this 384-nucleotide messenger RNA. RefSeq lists its product as uncharacterized. The coding region runs from base 100 to 300 and encodes 66 amino acids. The record is from RefSeq and is a predicted model, not a curated record. NCBI's taxonomy places the organism in Eukaryota, Fungi, Ascomycota, Sordariomycetes, Glomerellales, Glomerellaceae. The transcript is spliced from 2 exons.
UAUUUGUAUGCGAACGCCGGAUAUCCCGGUAAUGAUAAUGGAUACCGAGCUCCCCAGGCUCGGUUUCCUAAAGCCGACUUCGCACUCAUAUCGUUCAAAAUGCCUGCCAUCAACUCCAUCAUCGCCCGCGACGCUGUUCACCAGCUUGCGAAGCGCAAGAACUGGGCCUCCCGAGAGGCCGGUGUCAUUGUCGUCUUUGCCAUCGUCUUCAUCGUAGCCUGCGGCGUCACCGGUCUUUGUGUUUCCCGCUGCCUCUCACGCCGCAAGGCCAAGCGCCUAGCUACCCAGUCCCAUGUCUAAACGCCACCAUCUUUCCCGCCCGGGAGCAGGGAGCAUGAGAAAGAACAGACGAAAGUAAUGAAAGACUUCAGACUGGACGCUGCU